Messenger RNA from Danio rerio (zebrafish), 4596 nucleotides. NCBI's taxonomy places the organism in Eukaryota, Metazoa, Chordata, Actinopteri, Cypriniformes, Danionidae. The record is from RefSeq and is a predicted model, not a curated record.
UGCAUUUUUGUAUUUAAAACAAUAGGGACUCCGUAGUACGGAUGUAGUUGAUAUAGUUCUGGCAGUUACGGAUGAAAGCAGAAAGUAAAGCUGUUGCUUAAUACGGACGCUCCGACUCAAGUGUAUCUUUUACAGUCAGGUAUAUCACAGUAAAAGUUGGCGACGAGGAUGGGAUAAACUAAUGCUCGGAUGAUGGCACUCAUUGGAAGUAUAGGUGAAUUUGCUCCGAAAGCAGAAUCUUGGUCGGCCUACAUUGAACGGCUGGAACAGUUCUUUGUGGCGAAUGAGAUAAGCCAGGAGAAGCAGGUUGCAACACUCUUGAGCGUGAUGGGGGCAACAACCUAUGGUUUACUGAGGAACUUGGUACAACCAGAAAAGCCAAAGGAUAAGUCGUACAAAGAAAUUGUCGACACCUUAAAGAGUCAUUUUGAACCAAAGCCGUUACUGAUUGCCGAAAGAUUUCGUUUUAAUCAUUGCAAUCAAAGAGCCGAUGAAACAGUUACGGAAUAUGCAGCGGAGCUGAAACAGUGUGCUGUGAGUUGUGAGUUCGGGGCAACGCUGGAUGAAGCAUUGCGUGAUCGAUUCGUGAGUGGAAUCCGCAACGAAGCCUGCCAGCGACGGCUGUUGUCAGAAUCUAAUCUGACGUUUGCACGAGCGUUCGAAAUCGCAUUAAGCAUGGAGACAGCUGAGAAAGACACGCAGCAGUUGCGAGGGCAUGACUCGCACUCGAGUGUAAUACAUAAGGUGGAAGUGCGACCUUUCAGUCAACGAGAGAAAAAGUGCUAUAGAUGUCAUGGGAAAAAUCAUAGCGCUCAGGUAUGUCAUUUUAAGGAUGCAAGGUGCCAUAACUGCGGAAAAAUUGGGCACAUUAAGAGAGCAUGCAGAGGAAAGAUGGAAGUUGGAAAAAGGAAAUUGUAUGCAGAGAAGAAUACUAAAUAUGUGGAGGCAGAGGAAGCUGAAUUACCCAUGUUUUCACUACGGGCUGAGGAAAAUAGCAAAAAGUCAUUCACAGAGACGUUUGAUGUAAAUGGCAAGGAAAUUAUGAUGGAAAUUGAUACUGGCGCGGCCGUGAGUAUCAUAUCUGAGAAAGAAUUUAAGGCGGUAUUCCCAACUGAGCCACUAGAGGUCGCCAGAGUCAAGCUAAAAACUUAUACAGGUGAGCUUUUGCCUGUAUUAGGACAGUUUGAAGCAAAAGUGAGCUAUGAUGGGCAAACUGAAGUGCUAAGUUUGAUUGUGGUGAAAGGAGAGGGGCCUUCGUUGUGUGGCAGGAAUUGGCUGCAAAAACUCUCAUUGAAUUGGAGGAAAAUUAAGCAUGUCAGUCAAGUGCAACAAGUCACGUCUAUUGAAGAGGUGCUGGAGUCAUGCUCUGAGGUGUUUAAAGAGGAAUUGGGCACACUCAGAGGGCUUAAGGCAAAAAUACGAGUUAAUCCUGAAAUUUCUCCACGUUUUUGUAAAGCUCGUCCACUGCCUUUUUCAAUGAAAGCUCAAGUUGAUGCAGAAUUAGACCGGUUGGAGAAGGCUGGCAUAAUCACGCCUGUUAAAUACAGUGAAUGGGCAGCACCCAUUGUGCCAGUGGUAAAAAAAGACAAGACUCUAAGAUUGUGUGGAGACUACAAAUUAACUGUGAAUCAAGCAGUCACUACAGAAAUUUAUCCACUACCGCGGAUUGAGGAGUUGAUGGCUACACUGAGUGGAGGUACCAUAUUUUCCAAGAUUGACCUGGCUUCCGCGUAUCAGCAGGUCCUUCUUGAAGAUGAGUCCAAAGAGUUGCUAACCAUCAACACGCACCGAGGAUUAUUUGUCUAUAAUAGACUUCCUUUCGGUGUCAGUUCAGCGCCCUCUAUUUUUCAAAGAAUUAUGGAGAAUCUCAUGAGAGAUCUUGAUGUUAUUGUUUACCUUGAUGACCUAUUGGUCACUGGAAAAACAGAGCAGGAACACCUGCAGAGACUACAGGCGGUGCUGAAAAGACUCCAGGAGAACGGUUUGAGGGUAAAAAAAUCUAAAUGUGAAUUUGGAAAAAGCCAAAUUGAGUAUUUAGGAUUUGUGCUAAACAGCCAGGGCCUUCAUCCAUCCCCAGACAAAGUGGAUGCAGUCAAGAAUGCACCAGUACCUACCUGCGUGAAGGAGCUGAAAGCUUUUUUGGGGUUGGUCAAUUACUAUGGCCGUUUUUUGCCCAACCAGAGUACUAUGGCUGCCCCGCUCUACAGACUGCUGAGAGAUAACGUGCCAUGGGAAUGGAAACAGUCUGAGCAAGAAGCUUUUGAAAAAUGUAAAGAUUUGCUGACAAACGAAAAGGUUUUAAUUCACUAUGAUCCUGGUCUACCACUUACCUUAGCUUGUGAUUCUUCUGCCUAUGGGAUCGGCGCUGUGUUGCAACACACCAUGCCCACCGGAGAAGAACGUCCCAUUGCUUACGCCUCGCGGACACUGUCACCUGCUGAAAAAAAGUAUUCGCAGAUUGAAAAGGAGGGGUUGUCGUUGAUCUUUGGAAUAAAAAAAUUUCACCAGUACCUUUGGGGAAGAAAGUUCAAGAUGGUAACUGACCAUAAACCUUUGUUGACUUUGUUUGGAGAGCACAAAAGUCUACCCACCAUGGCAGCAGCCAGAAUUCAAAGGUGGGCAAUCAUUCUGUCCGCUUACGAUUACCACAUUGAGUACUGUCCCUCAGAGAAAAACAGUAAUGCAGAUGGCCUUUCACGUGUUCCCUUACCGGUGAUGACUGAUGGGGGCACAGCUGCCCUAUCAGAGCAUAUUCAUGCACUAAUAGCGGAGCACUUCGAACAAGCUCCUUUGAAGGCAGAACAUGUGUCUCGUGUAACACGCAGAGACAAGGUGUUAUCCAAGGUGCUUAAAUAUGUCAUGGAAGGUUGGCCAAUGAAUGUGGAUGAAAAUCUAAAGGCCUAUCACUUGCGGAGGUUAGAACUGUCGGCAGAGAGAGGAUGUGUACUUUGGGGCACCAGAGUUAUAAUUCCUGAAAAACUGAGAAAAAUUGUGCUGAAAGAGUUGCAUGUCGGCCAUCAAGGGAUGGUAAAGAUGAAGGCACUUGCCCGCAAGUAUGUGUGGUGGCCUAAAAUGGAUGCAGAACUGGAACAGGUUUGUAGAACCUGUGAGCCAUGUCAGAUGGAACAAAAGGCACCCCGCCAGGUUCCUUUACACCCCUGGGAAUUUCCUGGUCAGAGCUGGAAGAGAUUACACAUAGACUUUGCUGGUCCUUUCUUAGGACACACAUUUAUGAUUAUUGUGGAUGCAUAUUCAAAGUGGCUGGAGGUAUUUAGAAUGCCUAACCUUACUUCACAAUCCACCAUUUCAAGGCUGAGAAGGCUGUUUGCAGCAUACGGACUUCCGGAACACAUAGUCACAGACAAUGGAACACAAUUCACUUCGGAAGAGUUUAAAAAUUUUAUGCAGCAAAAUGGCAUUCUUCAUUCCACAAGUGCCCCAGGUCAUCCCGCUACCAAUGGCCUUGCAGAAAGGUAUGUGCAGACAUUUAAAGGGGGAAUAAAGAAACUUGCACACGUGACAAUGGACUUGGAGGAUAAGAUCUCACUGUUUUUAAUGCAGUAUCGCACUACUCCGAACUGCACUACAGGGCAAUCACCAGCCGAUCUUUUCCUUAACAGACAUGUGCGCACUCGGCUGGACUUUGUUCACCCAGAUGUCACUGUUGCUGUUCGCAGGAAACAGUACCUACAAAAGUUCCAUCAUGACAAAAGGUCUGUGGAGAGAUCAUUCUCUGAGAAGGAUGCGGUUUACCUUCGUAAUACCACAGGAAAAGGGAACAAAUGGGUUCCUGGAGUGAUAGUAAAGCAAACCGGUCCUGUGUCUUAUAACGUUCAGGGACAAGACACAGAUGGCACUUUCAGGAGACAUUGUGAUCAGUUAAAACCACAGGUUGUAGUGGAUGAUCCUGUUGAACAGAUGGACUGCUCUGAGACUGGGACUGAAACUUCCGUUAGACCCUGUGCAUCAGAAGAGGAGGAACCGGUCAUUUCAGAGACUUCUGAAAAGGACAGUGUAGGAAAUACAAGCAUGGCACAGGGUCUACGUCGCUCAUCUAGAAUUAGAAAGACACCAAAACGCUAUGACCCAUAAUGCUUAGGAAUUACAACUGUGCAAAUGCAACCAAGUUUAAAAUUUGCAAUGGUCUCGUAAUAUACUAGGUUUAGUAUUUUUUUUUUUCUCUCUGCUGUUGUGUUAAUGCAAGAAGAAUUUAACAGCUACUGUUAGUUUUGAUAGUAAUGUUGUUGCAUGUGCAGUUUUUUUUUUUUAUGUGAAGGUAACAGUAAAUGUACUGUGUUUAAAAAGGGGGGUAAUGUGAUAUAUUGAUGUUUGCAUUUUUGUAUUUAAAACAAUAGGGACUCCGUAGUACGGAUGUAGUUGAUAUAGUUCUGGCAGUUACGGAUGAAAGCAGAAAGUAAAGCUGUUGCUUAAUACGGACGCUCCGACUCAAGUGUAUCUUUUACAGUCAGGUAUAUCACACCAUGAAUCCAAAAUGUUCCCAUAUUGGCGAUGUUACAUUUAGUUUUCCAACAAGAUUCCUGGCUAAAUUUGAAACUGCUGAAUUGCGCCUAACUUUAUAUUCUAACAGAAAUGUAA